AUGAAAGCCCUGGACCUGAUCCUGCUGGCAUGUUGCUUAUACAGCCAGUGUGCAGUGGGAGGUGCUGCAGAGGCAGAGCAGGCUCUGAUGAAGGCGCUCUUCACCAACUACAACCUCAAAGUUCGCCCGGCGGCCAAGCCUGAAGAAAGGGUGGUGGUCCGUGUGGGUAUGAUCCUGUCCUCCUUUGUUGGACUGAAUAUGAAAAAUGAAGAAAUGAGCACGGUCGUUGUGAUGAAUCUGGAGUGGACGGACCAUCGGUUGUCAUGGAAACCCAAGGAGCACGAUGGGAUUAAGGUGUUGCGUAUACCCUCUGGGAAGGUUUGGCUGCCAGACAUUGUCCUCAUCAAUAAUAAUGAUGGAGUGUUUCACGUGGCCCUCCAUGUUCAUGUCCAGGCCUACAGCGAUGGCAGAGUGACCUGGACCCCUCCUGCCCUCUACUGCAGCUCCUGUGGGGUCAAGGUGACCUACUUCCCGUUCGACUGGCAGAACUGCACCAUGCAGUUCCGCUCCUACACCUACGACUCCACUGAGAUCGACCUGCAGUACGCGUUGGACUCCAGAGGCAACGAGAUUCGGGAGAUCCAACUGGACGAAGCCUUCAGUGAGAGCGGAGAAUGGUACAUCAGACACAAGCCGAGCAGAAAGAACAUGAACGACGACCUGUAUGAGGACAUGACCUUCUACCUGAUCAUAGAGAGGAAGCCUCUGUACUACGUCUUCAACAUCAUCAUCCCCUGCAUCCUCAUCACCAUCAUCGCCAUCUUUAACUUCUACCUGCCUCCGGACGCAGGAGAGAAGAUGGGUCUCUCCAUCAAUGUGCUGCUCACCCUCACUGUGUUCCUCCUCCUGCUGGCUGACAAAGUACCUGAGACCUCGCUGGGCGUCCCCAUCAUCGUCAACUACCUCAUGUUCACCAUGAUUCUGGUCACCUUCUCUGUCAUCCUCAGCGUGGUGGUCCUCAACCUGCACCAUCGCUCCCCAAACACCCACCUGAUGCCUAUGUGGGUUCGCAAGAUCUUCAUCCACAUGCUGCCUCCCUACCUGGGCAUGCUGCGGCCCAAAGUGGAGACCCCCCUGUCCCUGGAGACUGUGCCCCGCCGGGAGAGAAACAUAGUCACUAUCAGCCGAGCUGCCGAUGAGUACUUCAUCCGCAAACCCAACACCUCCAUCCUCUUCCCCAAACCCAACAGGUUCCAGCCGGAGGGAAUGUGUACAGACCUGAGAAAGUUCAUUGAUGGUCCCAGUAGCUACCUGUCCCUUCCCAACGAGCUAAAGUCAGCCAUUGAGGCCAUCACAUACAUUGCUGAGGCUCUGCAGGCUGAGAAGGACUAUGAAGCUCUGAAGGAGGACUGGCAGUAUGUGGCCAUGGUGGUGGACCGCAUGUUCCUCUGGAUCUUUGUCAUCUUCACCACUGUUGGCACCUUGGCCAUCUUCGCCGAUGCCAGCUUCAACCACACGCCCACCGACCCCUUCAAGUCCCCCUGAUCUGGUGGGACAGUCAGCCCCACCUGUUCCCCCUACCCGUGCAUCACCGGAAGAAGUAGAGAAGAAGAAUGCACCGUGCCAAACUGCCAAAUGAUCUUCCUUGUAUC
Messenger RNA from Myripristis murdjan (pinecone soldierfish), 1592 nucleotides. It is a transcript of the gene chrnb1, whose product is annotated as cholinergic receptor, nicotinic, beta 1 (muscle). Bases 1 to 1485 code for a protein of 494 amino acids. Gene Ontology annotation, cellular component: postsynaptic membrane. The record is from RefSeq and is a predicted model, not a curated record. Lineage: Eukaryota; Metazoa; Chordata; Actinopteri; Holocentriformes; Holocentridae. Gene Ontology annotation, biological process: monoatomic ion transmembrane transport. Gene Ontology annotation, molecular function: acetylcholine-gated monoatomic cation-selective channel activity; transmembrane signaling receptor activity. The transcript is spliced from 11 exons.